Molecule: messenger RNA, 810 nt
Organism: Plasmodium vinckei vinckei
Lineage: Eukaryota; Apicomplexa; Aconoidasida; Haemosporida; Plasmodiidae
Product: conserved Plasmodium protein, unknown function
Exons: 1
Coding region: 1-810 (269 amino acids)
Source: RefSeq, a predicted model, not a curated record
AUGAAGCUACUAGGGUUAUAUAUAUUUUAUUUGUUGCCCUUUUUUAUUAUUUGCUCUGAAUUGGAAGAUUAUCAAAAAAUAAAAAAUAUAGUGAAUGAAAUUGAUGAAUGUUCAGAAGAAGAUGUUGAAUUUAUGAACAAUUAUGUUAAUAAAAUGUAUUGGGUAUGGACUAAUAAUUUUUUCCGUUAUUUAAAAUUGAAGGCUUAUAUUUAUGAAAAUGAUAUAGUUUAUGACCAAAUAAUAAAAAUGGAAAAUAUUAUACAAUUAUUAACAGAUAAUUUUAUUGUCUAUAAAAAUAAAGAGGAAUUUAUUAGAAUUGCUUUAACUAUAUUAUCAAAUGAGAAACAUUUAAAAAAUGUAAUAAUCACAUAUGUUCCUAGAAAUAAAAUCAAAUUUUUUCAAGAUCUAACCGAACAAGAAAUUAUAAACCUAUUUAUAGAUGAAAAAAAUAAUGUAAUAAACUCAUUUAAUAAUAUACAAAAAAUGAGAGAAUUUCGUGAUGUUGCCAAUUCAAAAUAUUAUUAUCAUAAAAAAUUGUUGGAAAAUAAAUCGGAGCAAAAAAUUGAUGAUGCAUUAGUUCCUGAAAAAAAAGAAAAUCAAAAUGAUGAAAUAAAUAACAAUGGAAAUAAUAAACAAACAAAGAAUGCCAUCACAUUUUCUAUGAAUGAUAUAUUGGCAAUUAAACCUAUGAAUUUUGAUUUUUAUGACAGAAACAAAUGGAGUACUUAUUUUUAUUUUAUCAAUGAUGAAGAGCGUGUAUUAAUAGAAAAUGAUUCAGGUAAUAACAUUCCCAAUACAAAUCCUGCUUAA